AUGGGCGCUAGUGUUCGGUCGUUCGAUAAUACGCGCAGCGAGACGAUCCAGUUUCACACGCCGCUUACGUUGAUUGUUGGGUAUAAUGGAUCUGGAAAGACGACUAUCAUCGAGUGUCUCAAAUAUGCGACCACCGGCGAUUUACCCCCCAACAGCAAGGGUGGUGCGUUCAUCCACGAUCCGAAGCUAUGUGGCGAGAAGGAAGUCCUGGCCCAGAUGGUCGCUACGAGGAGUCUACAACUCACGGGUCAGUUGUUGAUGGUUAAGGAUGGUGAGCGGACGUCUAUUUCCUCCCGCGUGGCGGAGCUGGAUCAGAUCAUGCCUCAGUAUCUCGGCGUAUCGAAGGCGAUCCUGGACUCCGUUAUAUUCUGUCACCAGGACGAGAGCUUGUGGCCGAUGAGUGAACCCUCGUAUACGAAGGCGAUCGACAACAUCAAGUCUUUGCGGAAGAAGCAGAAUGAGGAGCUUGCUAAGUACAAGAUCAUGGAGCAACAUGCCAAAGAGGAUAAGGAGAAGGCCGAUCGUGCAGAGAAACGAUCAAUAAAGCUUCAGGAUGAAAUCGAAGCUCUGCGCGAAGAAACACACCAGCUCUCUCAGGAAAUGCGCCGGGAGUCGGAAAGUUACUCCCAGGUCUUGGGUGCGCUCGAAGGAAAGCGCAUUGAGGCCAAAAGUAUUCGGACGACUAUUGAUAAUCUCAAAAGACAUCUGUCGAACCUGGAGCAGUUUGAGUCAAGGCAGCUUCAGUACCAGCAGCAAGAAGAAGCCAAGAAGGAGAACUAUAUGGAGCUCAAAGAGCAGAUAGAGCAAACUCGACAAAGACUGGGAGUCAAGCAAGCAGAGUAUGGCAAGUUUGAGAACGACAAAGCCAACUUCGAGCGCCAGGUCGAGCGGCGACAGAGGAUGACGAAAGAGGUCGCUCGAGCGCACAAUAUCCGUGGUUACGAUAAUGUCGAGGACCAGGCAGACGUUGAUGAGUUCAUGCGGAGAGUGCGAAAAAUUCUGAAAGAUCAAAACCUGGCACUGGAACGGGUGAAGAAGGAGGCGCAAAAUGAACUACGUGACGUCCAGGCAACCCUUAACCAGAUCGGACAACAGAAGUCUGCGCUACAGGAAAGCAAAAACGCAGCCAAGCGACAGAUUGCCUCGAAUGAUAGGGAAGCAGCCACCUAUCAAGGAAAACUCAACGAGAUCAACGUGGACGAAGGCGUCCAGGCUGCCCUGGAGUCGAACAUUGAAGACAUCGGAUCUCGUUUGGACCAAGCCAAGGAGCGCGCACGAUCCGCAUCUUGGGACAAGGAGAUUCAGAAUGUGAACUCACAAAUUCGCGACCUUGAGGACGAGAGUUCGCGCUUGAAUACUGAGCUCAUCGAGGCAACAAAGAAGGCUGGUGAUUUGGCUCGAUUAGACCACCUCAAGAAGGAAUUGAAAGAACGGGAGCGCGGAUUGGAGACGAUGAAAGGCGCUCACGGUGAACGACUGACAAAAUUUGUAAACGCCAACUGGAGCCCUGAAUCUCUAGAGCAGGACUACCAGCACGUCAUAGAGGAGGAGUCCAGACACGUCUCAAGGGCAGAGCGCGAGCGUGAUGGAGUCAGCAGAGAACUCGAGCAGGUGGAGUUCAGAAUGAAGGGCGUCAAGAAAACAUUAAGUCAGCGACAGAAGGAACUCAAGGAGUGCAUCAAAGUGAUCCGCGAUGCCGUCGAUGACGAACCGGAAGAAUACCCUGAGAUUUUGAAAGAGCGUCAAGCCCAGCUCGAUCUUGCCAGGAAGGACGCUGAACAAUACGCCGGAGUCAGCAAGUACAUGGCCGACUGUCUCGACACCGUGAAGUCGGCAAGCAUGUGCAGAUUGUGCAUGCGGACUUUCCGAACCGAAAACGAGCUACAGACCUUCAAGAACAAGUUAGAGGGGUUAGUGAAAAGAGCGAAACGGGACCUUAAUACCGCCCGCGAGGCCAGCACAGCCUACGAUACCUGGUGUCAGGAAGAAGACCAAUUGGAAGAGAACGACAAGAUAGUCAGCGAAAAGGCCGAUAAAAAGAAGGACGUCGAGUCAUUUGAAAUCAAGUCCAUACGCUCCCAGGUCCAGGACUUGUCUUCGAAACAGCACGAUACGAAUGCCUCUCGUACACUGGAAGAUAUUCAGGAUGAAAUUGCGGGCAUUGGCGAGAAGUCUAGAGCCUUGAAGAAGACUCUGUCGAAACUCACUCACGAGAAGGAGCAAACAUUAGACGUCAAGAGCAACCUCGACAACGUGAAAUUUAAGCUCGAGCGGAAGGCAGACCUCCUGGCUCGUAUCGAAGAGUACAAGAACCUCAACAACCAACAACGCGAAGCCAUUGCAAAGGCGGACAAAGAGAUUGAAGAUCUAACCCCUGAACUUCUCAAGCGUGCCGAAGCGCGUGAAAAGGACAUGCAGCAGGAGAUAUCCCACCUCUACGAGAAUAUACACCAACUUGAACUGGCAAACGAGGAGAUCGACGCCUACAACGAGCGAGGCGGCCCUCAUCAACUAGAGCGCAGCAAGCGUGAACUGCAAAGCAUCGAGGACGAGAUCAGCAAUCUCGAAAUCGAGCAAGCCAAUAUCACUAAAGAGAUCAACAAGAUAUCUGCUCAACUCAAGGACAGCGAGAACACCAAGCGCCAAUACGCCGACAACCUGACAUACCGCCAGGCGACCCGAUCUCUCGACGCAGUCACCGAAGAGAUCGAGCAGCUAGCGGCGCAAAACGCCGAAGUCGACCGAAGCCGCUUCAAAGAAGAAUCCGAGCGCAGAGCACGAGAACACAACGCGCUCGCCGCCAAACAAGCCAGCAAAAUGGGCGAGAUGAAAGGCAAGGACGAUCAACUGAUGCAGCUCCUCGCAGACUGGAAUACCGACUACAAAGACGCAGCAAGCAAAUACAAGGAAGCGCACAUCAAGGUGGAAACAACCAAAGCCGCAGUGGACGACCUAGCGCGGUACGGCGGCGCCCUCGACAAAGCCAUCAUGAAAUAUCACGGGCUCAAAAUGGAAGAAAUUAACGCCAUCAUCAGCGAGCUCUGGCAAAAGACCUACCGAGGCACAGACGUCGACACCAUCCUCAUCCGCUCCGACAACGAAAACGCCAAGGGCAACCGCUCCUACAACUACCGUGUCUGCAUGGUCAAGCAAGGCGCAGAAAUGGAUAUGCGUGGCCGCUGCAGUGCCGGUCAAAAGGUGCUAGCAAGUAUCAUCAUCCGACUCGCUCUUGCGGAGUGCUUCGGUGUCAACUGCGGCCUGAUUGCUCUUGAUGAACCCACGACCAAUCUUGACCGUGAUAAUAUUCGCUCGCUUGCGGAAUCGCUACAUGAUAUUAUUAGGACUAGACAGCAACAGGCCAAUUUCCAGCUUAUUGUCAUUACCCAUGACGAGGAGUUCUUGCGGCAUAUGCAGUGCGGUGACUUCAGUGAUUACUAUUAUCGGGUCUCGAGGAAUGAGAAGCAGAAGUCGAUUAUUGAGAGGCAGUCUAUUGCUGAGCUUUCUUCGCACGGGACCCUUCAUCAAUUGAGCCUCUUGCAUCACCUCCCGGACCAUUAG
Messenger RNA from Aspergillus costaricaensis CBS 115574, 3558 nucleotides. RefSeq names its product MRX complex DNA-binding subunit. Gene Ontology annotation, molecular function: G-quadruplex DNA binding; single-stranded telomeric DNA binding; double-stranded telomeric DNA binding. The record is from RefSeq and is a predicted model, not a curated record. Gene Ontology annotation, cellular component: condensed nuclear chromosome; Mre11 complex. Gene Ontology annotation, biological process: telomere maintenance via telomerase; telomere maintenance via recombination; double-strand break repair. Lineage: Eukaryota; Fungi; Ascomycota; Eurotiomycetes; Eurotiales; Aspergillaceae. The coding region runs from base 1 to 3558 and encodes 1185 amino acids. The transcript is spliced from 15 exons.